Truncatella angustata is the source of this 783-nucleotide messenger RNA. RefSeq names its product 6-phosphogluconolactonase. NCBI's taxonomy places the organism in Eukaryota, Fungi, Ascomycota, Sordariomycetes, Amphisphaeriales, Sporocadaceae. Bases 1 to 783 code for a protein of 260 amino acids. Gene Ontology annotation, molecular function: 6-phosphogluconolactonase activity. The record is from RefSeq and is a predicted model, not a curated record. The transcript has a single exon. Gene Ontology annotation, biological process: pentose-phosphate shunt; carbohydrate metabolic process.
AUGGGUAAACAACCAAACCUUUUCGCCUUCCCAACAGCCGAUGAGCUGGCGCCGGCCCUCCGCGCGUAUAUCAUCCAGGCACAAAACGCGGGUAUCACACGCCACGGCGUCUUCAAGGUCGGCGUGUCCGGCGGCUCGCUGCCCAAGACUUUGGCCAAGGCGCUGCUGUCGGCGCCCCGGUCGGACGACGACAAGGUCGACUUUGCCAAGUGGGAGAUCUUCUUCGCCGACGAGCGCGCCGUCGCCCUCGACCACGAGGACAGCAACUACGCCCUGCUCAAGUCGGAGCUGCUCGACAAGAUCCCCGCCGGCGCCAGCCAGCCCACCGUCCACCCCAUCGACACGCAGUACCUCGCCGACACCCAGGAGCUCGCCGACCAGUACGAGCAGCUGCUCGUGCGCUCCUUCGCCAGCCGCGACUCGGUCAAGCUACCCAUCUUCGACCUGCUGCUCCUCGGCACCGGCCCCGACGGCCACACCUGCUCGCUGUUCCCGGGCCACGAGCUGCUGCGCGAGACCAACGCCUGGGUCGCCCCGAUCGAGGACUCCCCGAAGCCCCCGCCGCGGCGCGUCACCCUGACCCUCCCCGUCGUCACGCACUCGGUCAAGGUCGCCUUCGUGGCCACCGGAGGCGGCAAGAAGGACAUCAUGAAGGAGAUCUUCGAGCAGGGUAACGGGCUGCCCGCCGCCCUUGUUAACGAGGCCACCGGCGAGCGCUGCAGCUGGUUCGUCGACGAGCCCGCCGUGGAGGGCGUGAGCUACCCGCGACGGAGCUUCUUGUGA